This is a messenger RNA of Pteronotus mesoamericanus, 777 nucleotides long. RefSeq names its product cytochrome c oxidase assembly factor 3 homolog, mitochondrial. The coding region runs from base 24 to 344 and encodes 106 amino acids. Gene Ontology annotation, biological process: mitochondrial respiratory chain complex IV assembly. The record is from RefSeq and is a predicted model, not a curated record. Lineage: Eukaryota; Metazoa; Chordata; Mammalia; Chiroptera; Mormoopidae. Gene Ontology annotation, cellular component: mitochondrial inner membrane. The transcript has 2 exons.
ACUGCGAAGAGUGGCGCGGCAAUAUGGCGGCCCCCGGAGCUGGCGACCCUGUGGAUGCCAAGAGUGGACAGGCCCCUCUGGCCCAGCGCAUCGACCCGACGCGGGAGAAGCUGACUCCUGCGCAGCUGCAAUUCAUGCGGCAGGUGCAGUUCGCCCAGUGGCAGAAGACUCUGCCACAGCGGCGGGCCCGGAACAUCGUGACCGGCCUGGGCAUCGGGGCCGUGGUGUUGGCUAUUUAUGGUUACACCAUCUACUCAGUGUCCCAGGAGCGUUUCCUAGAUGAGCUGGAGGAUGAGGUCAGAGCUGCUCGAGCCCGAGCUACGGAAAGGGCAUCAGGACCCUGAUCCAGGUGGACAUUGCACAUCUCCAACCUGCUGGAGCCCCGUCACAUGAUGGAUGAUGCCCCAUGACGUUGAAAGCGAGUAGAAGCCUGCUCACAGCAUUGCUGGCCACCUUACCUUGGACAAUUAUUCAGCCCAAGAAGCUAUGGAUUUAUGCAUUUGGCCGUUGUCAAGGGAACAUUGCCCACCUCACAUUCACUGUGUGUGGCAGCUGAGCCCUUCUUGUUGUUUGUUUUUUCUUUUUUGAAAGGUAUCCAACCUUGGCUUUUCCCAGGCUUUCUGACUUGGUGGUUUAUCCCCCCCUCACCUCCCAGGGGCUGGGAGAAAGGAGGACAGGAGGUGGGCUGUUAUGGGAGUGGGUGUGGCAACUCUGUGCAGUAUUGGAGCCUAUGGGAAAGAUGGGGUCAGGCUGAGGAUAAUAAACUGAGUCAUCUCU